UGACUUUUUCGUAACGCUUUACUUUAUUGCCUGCAACAUGCCAUGGCUGUUUGGUGGCUGCUUUCCACGGUUCGGGCUGCCGGCCACUUUGUUCAGGUGCCAGGCGAGAGUGAUGCCAGCCUUUUCGCGCGUUGGCCUGGGCCGAUUUCUGACCCGUGCCUCGAGUGGGCGGAGGGUGCUGAAGGCUAUGAGCUCCGUCGCCUGGCAACACGCAGAGCCAAGUUUUUCUCUGAAGCCCGCGAUGCAGUGCUGCGUACCGCUUCGGGCGCUCGAGGGGGCGAGUGGCAACCUGUCUUGGCGUGCCCGGCCACUGGCUGGACACUGCGAAUCCUGAAUGCAUCGGCAUUUGCUGACGGAGAGGAGGGAGAAGCCGAGCUUGCUUUGGUUGUGAGAGAAGUUCUCAUGGCAGAUGAGUCACUGCUGCAGACACUGUCGUCUCGAUUGAGCCUCUUCGGCUUGCUGGCGCUUGCUGGCAGACGGAAGCGCCAGCGCCAACUGAGCACUCUUUCUCCAGUGAUAUGGGAUACAUUCACGGAUCUUCCACGAUGGUCAUCGCUGCAAUCAGAGUUGUGGAAAGCAAUCAGGACAAGACGCCCUUUGCCGAUGGCCGCUACAAUUCUGGAGAUGUCUUCUGGUCCGGAUGGCUUGAAGUUGGCAACUUGCCUGCUGGCAUCUGCUCAGGAGAUCAGGCUGAGAUCAGGGGACAUCAUCUCUGGCGCACAGACCUUUUCAGAGGUUCGUGCGCUCGUUGGGCGCGCUGGGGCGGCUGUGUCUCUUUGGGCCUCGCAGGUGCCGCUGGAUGAGCUGGUCAGGGGGCUACGGGAUUGGCCGCUGGUGCAGCUUCUGGCGGACCUUGAGGUGUCCGACUUGGCGCAGCUGCACGCGAUGGGGCGCCAGCUUGUGUCGCAGCAGAUGGUGCGCUUUCUUCCUUCGCCGGAAGUGGUGCCCAGCAUUGUGCUGCCUUACCGGGAGCCCUUGAGUGACCACGACCGCGAUAUUGGGCGCUUUCAUUGCACUUCCGACUUCUUCACGGAGGUGGAGUUUUGGUUGCGUGAAUACGGCCAUUUGCCCGAAGCUCGUAUGGUGGCCGUUGAGGUGGCAUGCUGGCUUCCUGACUGCUUAAUCUGGGCUGCUCAUCGCGUUGGUGGCCGCAUAUCAGCAGCGUGCUUGGAGGCUGACGACCUGGCAGUUGCCACGGGCAGACGCUCCAUCAAACUGAAUGGCUUCGAGGGCCAGGUGCACAUGCUUCAGCGGCGAGUUACUGGCUCACUUUCGGCCUGUUGGCACUGCCGAGACCAUACCGACAUGCAGCACCCAGACAACCUGGAAGCAAAUGCGCACUUGUCAAAUGACCGGCGAUGCUGGUUCCACGAGGCAACUGGGAUGGCAUGUGCCAAAGAUCACUUUGCCAGCUCCAUCGACACAGAAGUCAGCCGGCUUGGCUUCCAGCAGAUCGACAUCCUUAAGAUGUCAAUUUCAUCAAUGGACAUCUUGAGGAGCUCUUCGUGGGCCCUUCAAAGAACACAACGGGUCUUGCUGGCCACUGACCCUCGAGAUACGCUGGCACAAGUGGAGCUUCUACGGGAUGCUGGGUUCGAGGAAAUCCAUGUCCCCAUGCCUCAUAUGUCUGGUGGAUCCACACCGUAUAGCUUCUAUAUUAUUGCACGCCGGCUCGGAGUGUAAAAUCGAUUUGGAGCGAGUGUGUGUGUGUGUGUGUGUGUGCGCCCAU
Molecule: messenger RNA, 1729 nt
Organism: Effrenium voratum
Lineage: Eukaryota; Dinophyceae; Suessiales; Symbiodiniaceae
Source: the annotation of a GenBank genome assembly